AUGUCUUCCGGUUACGAGGAACUUAGUUCAUAUUUAAAGCAAAGCGGAACCAAAUCUCUCAACUACUUUUUGCAUCAUUAUCGAGACGCAAUUGUCACCACUACUCAGGCCGAUUCCCGUUGGCGUGAUCUCGAUGACAGCUGGGCUAGUAAUUUUAUAAACGUGGCGAGAAGACUUGGUAAAGAUUUAAGUGGGCAG
Molecule: messenger RNA, 198 nt
Organism: Diversispora eburnea
Lineage: Eukaryota; Fungi; Glomeromycota; Glomeromycetes; Diversisporales; Diversisporaceae
Source: the annotation of a GenBank genome assembly